Molecule: messenger RNA, 1735 nt
Organism: Drosophila miranda
Lineage: Eukaryota; Metazoa; Arthropoda; Insecta; Diptera; Drosophilidae
Product: beta-1,3-galactosyltransferase 1-like
Exons: 3
Coding region: 20-1333 (437 amino acids)
Cellular component (GO): membrane
Molecular function (GO): hexosyltransferase activity
Source: RefSeq, a predicted model, not a curated record
AACCAAAAACACCAAAAGGAUGCGGUUGUUUAUGGUUUUAGGUGCUGUCAUUAUUAUAAACUUAAUCGACGCUUCUUUCUCGAAGGAAAGCAAACAUGUGCCUUCCAUUGGAGGGUUUCCGAUGAGCCAUAAAAUCGAGAAAAAUGGUUUUAACAAAAUCUCCAGCAGGAGACCCAGCGAAAAUCAUGGCAGCAACAUCGGAAAUUAUCCACUCACUGAAAGAAGCAAUAGACUGGAGAAGAAACAUCUCAGUUUAGUACUUAGCAGUAUUCAAGCCUUUUCGGCUGAUUCCAAUCAACUUCUAAAGACGGCUGAAAACGAAGAUAUCAAGACAAUAAAACCGAGCCAAUUUAUUAAAAACAGAAGUAAAUCCAGGAAGAUGGCACACCCUCGAAAAAAGCGUCACAAACCCGUACCCAUUGUGAGCCCGAUUAAGGUACAAACAUCAAGUGCUGCCCCCUUAUUACUUGAUCAUCCAGUACUUACAAUGAAACUGUAUGAACCAGGCCACCUAAACGAAGAGAUUGAUAUACAGAGGAUAUGUAUGCACAGGGGGUUAUCUCUAAGGCUGCUCAUUCUAAUCACCUCAGCACAGACCCAUUUUAUGGCGAGAAUGUCCAUCAGGCAGACCUGGAUUCACUACGGAAGCAGGCGAGAUGUCGGCAUUGCCUUUGUCCUUGGACGCACCACGAAUGCGACCCUGAACGAGGCUCUCAACAAGGAGAAUUAUAUAUAUGGCGAUAUGAUUCGUGGAAACUUCAUAGACUCGUACUUCAAUCUUACUCUGAAGACGAUCUCGAUGCUUGAAUGGGCAGAUACACACUGUCCCAAUGUGAAAUUCAUCCUUAAGACAGAUGAUGACAUGUUCAUCAAUGUUCCUAAACUGCUCGAUUUCAUAGGCAGGCAAAAGGAUAAUCGUACGAUCUAUGGUCGCUUGGUGGAUAAGCGGAUGCCCGAAAGACAUAGCGAGUCGAAGGAGCAACAAAAUGGGGCCAUAGAGUACACAACGUAUACCACCGGACCCGCCUAUCUCCUCACUGGAGAUAUUAUCCAUGAGCUAUACGUGCAAUCGCUAAGAACAAAUUACAUUCCACUGGAGGAUGUUUUCACGACAGGCAUUGUGGCCGAGAACUUGAAGAUUGAGAGGAUGCAGUCUGAUGAUUUUCGCAACGUUCGCACCUCUCUCAACCCGUGCUACAUCCGCAACGUGAUAAGUGUGCAUAACAUCGAGGCACACGAACAAUUCUAUCUUUGGAGGAAGUUGCUGGACCCUACUAUCAAGUGUAAAACAGUUUGGCGAAUAUACUGCGGCGCUGUACAACAGCCAAAGUGAACUCCUGUAAGUUUCGACAAAUGGAUUAAUCCAAAAAUUGGUAAAAUUGGCAAAUAUGCUGACAUAAUCCAUAAAUAUAUGUGAAAAGAUUAAAAUUUAGCUAAAUUGUAUGUACGUAUACGCACUUAGGUAUAUCUUAAGUGCUGGGAACAUUACAAAAAUUUCGCCACCAACCCAUGCAUUUGUAACCGCAUUAUUCAUUAUUAAAUGGAUAUUGGAAAACAGAAUUUUAAUAUAAUUUAUAGGCCAUACUCCAUUAAUAUGUAGUUGGUAUAUAUAGCAAAUACGAUAGCUACACCGUGUACAAAAUUGAAUGUAUUUUUAACCUUUAAUGUUUAAUUGAAUUCUUAUUUUAUAAGCAAUUCAAUAGAAAGGAGUCAAUAAAAUUCAUAAAAAAAUUUA